AUGAAGGCCUCCCUUUCAACUCUUCUCUUCCUCGCAACAGCAGCCGGAUUAGCACAAGCUGCCGCUGCAACAGAGAAUCUCGCAGCACGAGAUAACACCCUAAGCCUCCGCGACGCCCUCCCAGAGGCCGCUGCAGAGGAAAUCUCCACAACUGCUCAAAACGACAAACGUGACGGACCAGACGGAGAAGAGAAGAAGGAGGAUGGUUUCGAUGAAGAGGAGAAGCGACGUGGAGGUGGUUAUCACAAUGCUGCUGGUCGAGGCGCCGUUCCUGUCGUGGGAGGAGUGGUGGGUGUGGCCGCUGUGAUGGCUGCGCUGUUGUGA
Molecule: messenger RNA, 324 nt
Organism: Sphaerulina musiva SO2202
Lineage: Eukaryota; Fungi; Ascomycota; Dothideomycetes; Mycosphaerellales; Mycosphaerellaceae
Exons: 2
Coding region: 1-324 (107 amino acids)
Source: RefSeq, a predicted model, not a curated record